Molecule: messenger RNA, 1131 nt
Organism: Ctenocephalides felis (cat flea)
Lineage: Eukaryota; Metazoa; Arthropoda; Insecta; Siphonaptera; Pulicidae
Product: zinc finger protein 501-like
Exons: 4
Coding region: 10-1131 (373 amino acids)
Source: RefSeq, a predicted model, not a curated record
UACUUCUGAAUGGACAUGAAGCCUCAUGUAUGCCAAUUUUGUGGACUUAGCUUUAGUCGUGUUAAAGCUUUAGCUUCCCAUGAAAGAUUUCAUCAUGAUCACUAUGAUUCUAAUGAGUGUGCUAAUUGUAAUACGAUUUGCCAAAAUAAAAGCUCUCUAUCUAAGCAUUAUGGCUACUGCAUUGAGAAGGGAAUUAAAACGAAUAAUAUAAAAAAAGCUUCAGUGAAGGAUUCACCUGUUGUGGACGUCAAAACUGCACAAGGAGCAGGAAAACUGAAAAUUACUGAGCAAGAAAAGCGCCAUGCCUGCACUGAUUGUUCAAAAUUCUUUGCAACAAAACAAAAAAUGCACAGGCACAUGUGGGUUCAUCGCCGGAAAACAUUUGCCUGUGAAGUAUGUGAAUGCGUCUUUGGACAACAGAAUGAACUUGAUGAACAUCGCUUGUCGGAGCAUUCCGGCGGAUCGUCCUAUCUUUGCCAGGAAUGUGGUAAGACUUUUUCAAGUCGGCAAGGUUUGUGGGAGCAUGGAAAAGUGCACAAUUCCAGAGGAAGUACUGGACAAUUCCAUUGUGGAGAGUGCAAUAAGAAAUUUUCCAGUCGACAGGGAUACCUCAUACACACUAGGACUCAUACAGGGGAGAAGCCUUAUUCGUGCAGAUAUUGCUGGAAAUCAUUUCGCGAUGGAGGAACUCUAAGAAAACACGAGCGUAUACACACCGGCGAGCGACCACAUUUGUGUCCAAUUUGUGAGCGUGCCUUCAAUCAAAAAGUUGUGUUGCGUGAGCAUAUACGAUGGGUGCAUGCAGAAAAUAAAAUAGAUUUGAAUCCCAUUUUUCAGUGUGAAUUGUGUGAACAAAUUCUUAGGGAUCGUGAAGAACUGUGUGCACAUAUUGUAAGGCACAGUGAUCAAAUAUCUAUUAAAAACAAAACAAAUAUAUCAACAACGUUUAGUGCAAACAAAAAGAAAUUACAUGUGAAAAAUUCAAAUAUGAACAGAGAAAAGAAAAGGGUUACAACACUUGGUGAAUCUACUAAAUUUACUGAGAUUGGCUUGAACUUUUCUUGUGAUUUGUGUGGACUAUCGUUUAAAAGUAGACAAUUAUUAAAAUCACACAUUAUUGAGCACUUUUGA